Drosophila obscura is the source of this 875-nucleotide messenger RNA. RefSeq lists its product as uncharacterized. The transcript is spliced from 4 exons. The record is from RefSeq and is a predicted model, not a curated record. Bases 74 to 733 code for a protein of 219 amino acids. Lineage: Eukaryota; Metazoa; Arthropoda; Insecta; Diptera; Drosophilidae. Gene Ontology annotation, molecular function: heme binding; oxygen binding.
UGUCUAGUAGGCUAUGCAUCUAAAAUAAAAUUACACAAUAAUGUAGUUAAUAUAAAAACACAACCAUUUAAAAAUGCCUAGUCUAAUUAAUGAAGAGUUAUCGGAGGAGAGGCCAACUAUCGUUUUGCCCGUGUACCCAAAGCCACUGCCGGAGCGGGAUAUCAGCCUGAGGGUUGAUGAGAAUGGCUUUAGUACUUUAGAGAAGGCUGCACUGCGCAAUGCUUGGCGUUUUAUUGAGCCCUUUCAACGUCGCUAUGGGCAGGACACAUUUUAUGACUUUCUUACGGAACAUGAGAAUUUGAUCAACUCCUUUCGAAUAAAUGAAAAAAUUCACAUGAGUAAGCUUCAUGGGCAUGCCACCGCUAUGAUGAGACUUCUCUCGAAAUUGGUGCAAACCUUAGAUGAGAAUCUGCAGUUUCGUUCGAGCCUGGAUGAGAAUCUGCCCUUUCAUCUGACAAGCGGCAUCGACGUCGAUUACAUGAAGAUGCUGGCAAAUGCCUUGAAGGAUUACUUGCUGGCGUCUCCGGUCAUACAGAAGCAUAACUCCUGCACUCUAACCACUGCGCUUGAAAAAUUGGUGACAAUUGUCGGUGAAUAUGCUGAGGCAGAUGAUGCCCGGAAGAAAGCCUUGUCUGGGUUCUACCGAAACACCAAUACUAAUAUCGUACCCGUACCCGUACCUAAAAGUGAAAGGGCAUCCAGUGUUAAGAAGUCUUUGGAACCAAUCGAAUAGUCCUAAAACACAGGAAUAAAAUGGCGAAAAUUACUUACUCUCUUUAAUUUACAUGCUGUGGAAAAUCCACAAAAGAAAUUAUAAUGUAAAUAUAUUUUCCUAAAAUUCGAUGUUUUCUGUUCUUUACACUUUACUCUGAGUU